CAAGUGAUUUGAGAAAAGUUUUAAAUGAAAUUUUCUACUUCUACAAAUUAUUCAGGAAUAUACCGAUGAAGUCUUCAAAGAGUGCGGGCAACAGGAAGUGCAAACCGAUGGAUUAUACGAACUAUGCGUACAAUGAGGCAGUUAGCCGGCUGAAGCUAAUGUUGGCCGAAUCGUACGCCCCGCCCAGAGGAGGUGGUGCUGGCGGCAGUGGCGUUUCGGGAGCGUAUACGCGGCAUGGAAAUGAGGAUUCGACGGAUAAUUAUUCAGAUAAUUUGUCGGUCAUUGAACGCCCGGUCUACUCAGAUAUCUCAAAAUACUUAUCGCCAGCUCAGAAGUCGCGCUUGAGCCCGGGGUUUCGCACCAAACCGAAACCUUAUAAUACCUUCUCAUCCUCCAAGGAAAACUUGACACUUCAAAUGCCCUAUGCGGGCAGCACAACUACCACAACUGCUCCGUUGGAUUAUUACACACCCAGCAAACCACAACAGCCCGCCACGGACAGCGUUCACGCGCCUGUCGAGAUCUUCAAUUUCAUCGAAAAGCAAGAAGAUUACAUCGAGCAGCUCGAGAAGGAGUCCAAAUACUGCCGCAACGAAUUAUCUAAUUUGCUUGGCAAAGUCAAAGACGUCAUAAACGAGAAUACGCACCUCACGGAGACUGCACGUUCCGAGUUGGCCGCACUGAGUGGUGCGGAAAAGGCAAUACCAACCACAAGUCCCUCAUCGGAUAGUGACGAGCAGCAACAUUACAAAAAGAAAUCUGCCACUACGCAACGUUGCAAAAAGGAUGCACCACCCACGGUGAAGUCACCCCGCUAUGCUGCAGCACCGAAUAUUGUCUAUGAAGCGCGCAUAAGCGAGCUUGAGGCAGAGCUUAUGCAAUCAAACAUCGAUUUGAAACGCUUUAAGACAGAGAAUGAGGAACUCAAACGCAAAUUGGCCCACGUUGACCCACUAGUGCUAGCUGGAACCCACACAGCCACUCCAGCUACCAAUUCGUCCGGCACGAACUGUGAGGCACAUCGCAGGCAAAUUGAUCAUUUGCAGCAAGAGAAGAAUGCGUUGGAGGAAAAUGUGCGCCAGCUGCAAAAGCUCUUGGAUGAGGCCAAGUCACAGCAAUUUCAGAGCGUCUCAUCCAAACGUUACAUCAACGACCUUGUGCAAAUGGAGCGCGCACAGGCUGAGCUGGAAGUGAAACACUUGCGUGAGGAGCUCGAUCGGCAGCAUGAGCGUGUGCGCGAACUACAACAUGAGAUGGCGCGUCGCAUCGCCGAUGAGCGCGCCAAUGCCGAGCGACGCUACAACACGCAGGUGGAUCAAUUGGGUGGCGAUUUGAGCAGUCAGUGGGAGCAGGUGGCCAAAUUGCAGUUGGAUUUGGAGCGUGAGAAACGCUAUGCGAAUGAUAUAAAACGUGAUCUUUCGAAUCGUAAUGCGCAAAUCGAAGAGCUAAAGAUGGAGUUGCGCUCAAAUCGAAAUACUUUUCUAGCUGAAAUGGCGCAAGUGAAUGCGGAGAAGCAAUCCUUGGAGCAGGAGAUAACUUCUUUGCGCCUGCAAUUGGAUCGUGCAGCACGUGAGGCGAAAACCGAAGCGACGCGUUUGACGGCCGAGAUAACGUCGUUGCGACAGCGUUUGGAUCGUGGUGAUGCCGAUUUGUUGCAUUCCAAGCGGGAGGUGUUGCGCUUAAACGAUGAGAUCGCCAAUUUAGAGAAGGAGUUGACCUAUGGAGAGAUGAAAAAUGAAAUCCGUCCCACCAAAAAGGAUUUGGAUAAACGUAUAUCUGAAAUGCAGGAGAAGCACGCCGAAACGGUAAAUGAACUUGAGGAUAUGAUACAGAGUCAGAAGCAACUCAUGGAUAAAUUAACCGGCGAAUGCAAAGCGUUAACCAGUAAACUCGAGGAUACAACUCUCAAGCACAAAACGGAAAUAUCAACUUUACAAUCGAAUGUAGAAUAUUUAUCUAACCGUAUGCUAAAUAGUGAGCGAAUUGGUAAAUUAGACAGCACUCCAAUUUCCUACAGUAAUCCACCAGGUGGUAAAGCCACUCUCGACUACAAGCCGUCCACAUUUGGUACAGCCGAGCCAACACGUACCACCGUUGAUGACUACACCAAGUCCGCUCCGUACACUUACGAAUCCAUACUCGGCAAGUCAGGUGCUCCCGACACAUUUGGUAGCACCGCUACUACCAGCACCAUCAACAAUACAACACCCGCCAUUACCACUGCCAGUUCCUUAUACAAUAAGCCCGCUUAUGAACAGCCAACCAUCAGCAGCGAUAAAAACGAUGACUACAAGUCAAGCUACAACAACAAGUACGGCCUCAACGAUCCCGAUGACGAAAAUAUCAAGGACAAUUUGGGAGAAGGUGAGAAAAGGCGCACCAACAAUGACAUCAUCGGUAGUGGUGGCAGCACCAGUGCCGCAAUCCCCUCAAGUGACACAACCCGAACCGACUACGAUUACACCAAAGACUACAGCAAAGACUACGACAAAGAUUACUCCAAAGAUUACAGUAAAGAGUAUACCACUGGCGACAUCAACACCAGUGGCGGGGGGACAGACUUAUCGCGCAGCGGCACGGACCCGAACGUGGCCGCUCCCAUCGCCAGCACUGGCAAUGACUACAACACCGACUACAGUGGCUAUGAGGGAUAUGGACAACAACAAUACGAUGCCAGUGCAUACGAUGUCAACGCCUACGAUCAGUCAGCUUACGACGGCAGCCAGCAGCAGUAUGGCACCGCAGGACAAUACGACACCGACACACAAAGCGGGUACGACACCAGCGGAGGACAGGGAGGCUAUGGUGAUUACUCAGCUACCGACUACGACCAGUCCGCCUACCAGUACGAAGGCACACCCGCAGUGGCUGCCACUGGAGAAAGCACAACAACGUCCGCGGCAAGCGAAAGCAUCAAAUCACCGCCGCCAACUGUUGACAACAGUGGUGCCGGUGACUUCAACGCCACACCAACAACACAAGCACCGUCAACACCCGGCAGCAUCACAUCCCCAUCAACCGCACCUGCUGUCACGUCACCUGCCGGUAGAGUCGCCACGAACGUUGCGGGACGCACAGCAACGGAGAGCCGCAAUCAACCGCGAGCGAGCAGUGGCGUUGUGGGGUCAGGAGGUGCCGGUAGCAGCGGAUCAGUCGGCGGAGGAAAAUCCAAUUUGUCACAACAGUCUGCCGCGUCCGCCCCCAAAAAGUAGUUGCGCUGAGUGGGUUGCCGAUAGUGUGAGUUCAACAAGUGAGCUUUGUGAUCCAUUUGAGUUAGAGUUUAGUAUAAGU
Messenger RNA from Anastrepha ludens (Mexican fruit fly), 3291 nucleotides. RefSeq names its product serologically defined colon cancer antigen 8 homolog. The transcript has 6 exons. Gene Ontology annotation, biological process: neuron migration; tube formation; centrosome cycle. The coding region runs from base 66 to 3212 and encodes 1048 amino acids. Gene Ontology annotation, cellular component: centrosome; centriole. Lineage: Eukaryota; Metazoa; Arthropoda; Insecta; Diptera; Tephritidae. The record is from RefSeq and is a predicted model, not a curated record.